AUCCGAAGUCAAACGCGCUAAUCCACUGCGCUAUGCGGUCAUUCUUGUUUAGUACAUCAUGAAUAUUUAUCUAAACCCAAUCAAUUCUUGAUUCUUUCUGGUCGCUUGAAGCGAGAGAAAGAGAGAAGCGCUGUUGUACCAGCCAACACCAACACAAGGUUUCUAUGUUUCUCUCUCUGCAAAAUCGCCAUUGCUUGCUUUGAGGAAGGAACAAUCGAUCUGGUACGAUCGGGGGCAUCUCUCUAGCUGUGCCGAUUCAGCGGAUCCGGUUUGAUCUUCUUCUUCUUCUUCUUCUUCUUCUUUACAAUAACCAUCAUCCCGAUUCCCGAUUCCCGAAUCUAGAAUUCUUUUCCUUCCGUCAUCUUAGUUAGAGAGCCAUGUUCUAUGGCACAGCUGUAUGGGAUCCUUGGCUUAUUGUUGGACAGAUUAUAUGCCUGCAGUGCUCUUACUACCUCACCCUAGGACUCUUCACUAUGGUCUUUCUUGGCCUUCGUGUUCCUCGCCUUAGUCUUGUCUACUUCUUCGAUUAUGCCACACUCACUACUUCUACCUUCACUGGCUGGUGUGUUAUUGCCUCACUCCUCUUCUCUUCACUCGCUGGUGCUGUUUACAUGAUAUUUUUGGUGGAACGAGCACGCAAAUGCUUAGAUUUCUCUGCAACUCUCUACAUCGUACAUCUCUUCUUUUGCAUCAUGUAUGGAGGAUGGCCUUCCUCUAUGGCAUGGUGGGUCGUCAAUGGUACGGGUCUCGCUGUUAUGGCUUUGCUAGCUGAGUACCUGUGCAUCAAACGCGAACAACGAGAGAUUCCUAUGGAUCGAUUCAACUCAAGGGUUUGAAUUUGGUGGUGUGAAACAAGUGAUGAAGGUUCUUGUGUUGUGAGUUGUCAGGGCGACUCGUAGAGCCUACUACUCUUUUAACAAUUGGGAUGUACAGAGAAUUCGAAUGGGCAUAAACAAGUUGAGCGCCAGCCAAAGUAACCAUGUUGGACGGCGUGUGAAAAGGAGUUGCAGUUUGAAGUGACUUCAAAAAUUUAAGACAUUUCAAUUUGUAUGAAAAGAAACCAGUAGACUCGAAAUAGGUUUAUGAUUGCUUCCUGCGGUUAGUGCUUUUAAUGUUACGUGACACAUCCCAGCCCUUAUUUUGAUGAUAGCUUUGUGAUUAGUGUUUCAUACAUAAUAAAUACUCAACAAGUCCAA
Messenger RNA from Camelina sativa (false flax), 1196 nucleotides. RefSeq lists its product as uncharacterized. The record is from RefSeq and is a predicted model, not a curated record. NCBI's taxonomy places the organism in Eukaryota, Viridiplantae, Streptophyta, Magnoliopsida, Brassicales, Brassicaceae. Gene Ontology annotation, cellular component: Golgi membrane; trans-Golgi network. Gene Ontology annotation, biological process: Golgi to plasma membrane protein transport; Golgi to endosome transport; protein localization to Golgi apparatus.